AUGUCUGCUCAAAUGCCCGGAGUACAAUUGGCAAGGACGGUCACUUCAGCUGCAGCGCUUGGGUUCGUGCCAGUGGCAAUCAAGCUCGGCUUGUUCGACCUUCUGGUCGAGAUUGGGAAACCUGCCCGCGGGAAAGAAGUCCUCAUGGUGUACGAGAAAUCUGCGUGCAGUGACAGGCAAAGCAUGCCGUGUCUCCAGUUGAUCGACGAUACCUUAUACGCCUUGGCGGGACUCGGCUUUGUGGACAUGACAGUUGAUUCCGUCUGGUCCGCCAACGACAUUACCCGGCACUUAGUGCAUACACCUUCGGCUGAGCACGGAGCGUUGCACUUUGGUGGCUAUCAAUACCUAUUCGAGGAGCUCCAGACACCAUUGCAGUUUGCAUACCAAAAGAUGGGCAAUGACGAGCUCGCGCAACAGCAUACCUAUAAUAUUAUGGCAGCCGAAGGACGAAUGGACAGCUUCAAUCGCUUCAUGGUGGGCAAAUUCAUGAAGACCGCCACCGCUUCGGAGCGUCUGGCGCGGCUUGGAUACCACCUCAAAUCACUUCUUCAGGACGCCAAGUCUCGCCGCGUCAUCGCGAUGGUGGACAUUGGUGGCGGCCGCGGGGAAAUGAUGCUAGAGUUCAAACAGGCCUUUGCCGACUUACGCGACAAGGAUCUGGUAGUCCAGGAGUUCAACCAUGAAAUCAGUGAAUUCCCGGGCCUUACGCUCUCCAUAUGA
Messenger RNA from Aspergillus aculeatus ATCC 16872, 723 nucleotides. RefSeq names its product putative O-methyltransferase. The transcript has 5 exons. The coding region runs from base 1 to 723 and encodes 240 amino acids. Gene Ontology annotation, molecular function: methyltransferase activity. Lineage: Eukaryota; Fungi; Ascomycota; Eurotiomycetes; Eurotiales; Aspergillaceae. The record is from RefSeq and is a predicted model, not a curated record.